AUGGUUCACAUCCAUUCAACUCAUCAAGACUUAGUUUUCUAUGGUACAUUAAAUGGAACCUCAGCAUAUUCUUUGAACGACAAACAAAAAAGAAAUGGAGAAGCUUCUACAGAUCUCAAUGAAACGGUUGUCAAGUUCAAACAACCCACACAACUUGCUACAUUUCAAGUGAUUCCAAAUCGAACUCGAGUUUUUCCUCAAAUUGACAACGAUCAACGAUAUGGUGAAACAAGUCCUAAUGUCUUUAGCCUACAGCUUACCGUUCAUUACGUUGGAACAUCAUCAAGUUCGAAAAAUUCACGGUCAUUUGAUGUAGACGUUGACCUCGAGGAAGGUGCUGAAGCACCCAAGUGGAAUCUUGAAAUGGAUCAGGGUAUGCUAGCUCACAUGAUAACCUUUCAAGGCAAAUUUGAUUCGAUAACCUUGGCUAUACACGGUCAAACCCCCGAGUCUUCCUCAUCUAAUGGAAUCCACGAAGGAAAAUCACCUACCAAUCAAUCCACUUUACUCGACAGAGAGAAAAAAGAACGCGACCCGACACUGGACAGUUCUUUACUUUUAGCAAAAGAGUUCCUUAGUAUUACUUCUACCCUAAAACAGAAAGCUUCUACAUCCCAUUUAGAUUUGGUUACGUCUUUGCAGUCUUGUGUACAGAGUCUAUACCUACCGAGCCCUACAGCGUCGAGAAUAUCUUCACAACAACUUUUAUCGGUAGGCCAAGCCCAAGACGGUACAAAAUUCGCGAAAGACCUGGCUCAAUUGGCACGUUCAUGUUUCGAUCAAGAGAACCAUUCAAUUUCGUCCAAUUCAGAUGCCAUUCGAAGAUUUCUCGAAGGACUUGUGGCUUUAUCUGAUCUAAUCAUAUCACGCGACAACUUUUCAAGCGAUAUGACAUACUCUUUGGAUAUUGUCGCGCAACUCGUCAAGAUAUCACCAACAGCUAUACAUAUUGUAUCUGCUUCAAAUGUGAUUCAGUAUGCGAUUACGAUCCUCAAGAGUUCCACUUCAGAUUCAAACCUGACCCCAGCACGCGAUGCAGCAGUCAAUAUGCUGACCAUCUGUUCAGAGGAAGCAACACUUUUAUCAUCUCACGUCAUGGGGAAGUUUGCUCUCGCCGACUCCUUCAAGUGGCUUUCUGGACAGGAUCACCUUCUCAUCCGCUUCAAGGCAUACUUGACUAUCCUUGAAAUAAGUAAAUUCAUCAAGCGACUCAAUCACGGUUCAAAUCAAGCCGGCGCUGGUUUAGACGACGACCUUGAUGGUAUAGCCAUCGACAACGCUGAAGAUCGGACGAAUGGAGCACGCCCAUCAUCUACCCUUUCGGAAUUUGAACUAAUGAAGUUGAUUCACCUAUUUCAACGUUUGAUAGGUUACAUGUGUCAAAGCUCUUUUGUUCCGUUUUCCAUGGCGCCUCAAGAUGUCAGCUCUCCCGAUCAGCCGUCAAUCUCAACGCCUCCGUUACAUUCGACCUCUACAACUUACAAGGCAUUGCUCAAAUACCUUGAAGCCGAAGACUUUUUAGGUAGCUUGUUGACGCUUCUCAGGAUACAAUUCAAAUCACCCCCUCAGCUUGCGUGGGAACAAAAAGGAAAAUCAAUGCUUGUUGAAUGUGUGGUUCAAUUCUUCACCAAUUUAUUUACCAAUUCGGAGAUCGGACUACCUCAUCUUGUCCCCUACUUCGUUAAGAACAGUGAGGCUUUAUCCCAAUGGAUAGCUACGCUGAAUGAAUUCAUACCUGCUCGUCUAAACGCCAGUGAAGAAUCUGAACAAAGAAAAACUCACACAAUGAUGAUGUUAUUGUCCACGCGUAAUUGGCAGUCGAUCAGCAACCAUCAAUCCGAUUUUGGUCCACGACCUUGCUUGUUGGCAAUCGCAAGACUGAUCACGGGCUACACAUCACUUGGCGCUUUACUUUCGGUUGUUUUAAGUACCACCUCCGAAGAAGGAGAGGGACUGACCAGUGCAGAUGUCUCGUCGGAAUCCCACUCAAAAGCUGACAUCAAGUUAGCAAUGAAGAAAUUGGAGGGUUUGUCAGUCAUCAUGUUGAGCAAACGAUUAUUGUGUCGACUAGUUAGUUGCGAACAACUCUCGGCUCGAAUCAUCCAAUUGAAUCAUUCAAUCUUACGAAAACCAAUCCCUCUGGACGAACCACGUCAUAUCUUUGACUGGUAUUCUGCUGUCGUGCUUUCUGAUGCUGACAUCAUCUUGUCUCCCAAUGCCAAAAUGGUUGGGCAAGCUCUUAUGAAUCAUCUGUCUACUUCGGCCAAGCCUAUGGCACCAGGUAACAAGCUUCAGUUACGGGCCAAUAUACUUAUGUCAAUCGAAGAUCCUGUAACCUUGUUACCCAAUCCGGCCACCGUUCGAUUUGCUGAUUUAUGGGAAGUCGAAGUCCGCAUGAAUGUUUUAGGUGCUCUUUCAAACCUUAGGCCGAGUGUGAAUGACACCAGCAAUAUUUUUGGUAAACUGCUAUGCGACCAAUUCAAUGAUGUUCGCCGGCUUGCUACUAAUUCUGAUCAGCCUGAUUCAUCGUUUUGCGAUGUGAUCCUCGAACUCGUUGAGAUCACCUGGAAACGGCUCGAGUCACUUAAAAAAAGACAUCAACUCUUUAACUUGACCCGAUUGUCGAUCUUUUCAACUCUGUUCGAAGCGGUUCGACGCUUGUGUUAUAUUGAGUUUAUGUUGUUGAAGAACAAGCCACCAAUCCAAUUUAUUCGAGUUUUGAGCGAAAAAGCGAUGCUCAUCAAUAUGAUCUUGGCUGAUUCGAUCCAAAUGGACCGAUUGCUGCAUCCCAUCCAAUGUCCUGAUUUCGCUGUUGAUUGGGUAUACGAGAAAAGGUUCAGGACGAAUUUGAUCUCACUUCUGCGAUCUUUAACAUGGAGCUCAACACCAGACGAAUCCAGUCUAACCCUCGGUUACAUGAAUCAAUUUCCUAAUGAGACUCACUCGAACCCCAGACUUGAAAUUGAACAAUCUAAUCUUGCCAUGGUGCUCAAUAGCGUGAUCAAAGUUUCAGUCAAGCUUAGUGAAUAUUCCCCCAUCGUGUUGGAUUUCUUGACACGAUGUCUUCCACUGCUACCAGAUCUGGGCAAGGCUCCCCUUACGGAAACCGACAAGAAUGCUCUCAAGCGUCAAGUAGUCAAAAAGUCUGCCAUCGAUUUCAAAAACCUGGUUAACGAGCUUGCGAUUUACUUUUUGGAACAUCCACAUCUCAUCUUAGGAUCAGAUUUAUUCUUUGGAACCGAACCUUUGAAGGACGGACGAACCAAUCAGAUCAAAAUAUGGUUGUUCAGUAAACUUAUCUAUACCUUUGAUCUGAUUCAUGUAUCAUCAGGUUCAUUUCCGAAAUUUCUGAUCAAAAAGACCUUGGCCAUCAUUCAAUCGAUUAUCGAGUCCACUUCACCACAAAGUACAGACUCUGAUCCUAAGCCUGCGGAUGAGGAUCAAUCGAAAUACAUCACACCCGUCACACUCUUGUAUAGUUGUUGGCUCAUCUGCUCGGAUUACUUCAAACAGUUACCACCCAAUUCUUUUGGAAAUUCAUGUAUCAAUUUAUGGCGAGCACUCAAGUUUGGUUUAGAGUAUCCAGAUGAAGCUAAUUUACUUCUUUCUCGCAAGAAGCAAACUUCAACAAAUAGUGAAGCUACUUGGUUUGCAAAAUACUUACAAUCAACUCGAGACGAUUAUCAUCCAUCUCCAUUGGCUACUGACGUUUUAUCUGAUGAGAUAACAAGUAUGUUUAUGAAGAAAGAAAUCGAAUUAGUUUCUGUUUUGAUAAAGUGUGUUUUAACUUGUCAAAAAUAUCAAAAGGAUGAAGCUCAAAAUCGAUUAGAUCGUCAUGUCUUUGAUGGUGGUAGUGAACAUGGUAUCAUCAAUCUUUGUUAUCAAACAGGUUAUAAUACUGGAGAAGAUGAUUUGGUGGAUAUUGAUUUUCUUUCGACUUUGAGUAACGCUCAACUUGCCAAGACCAUCAAUGUAACUUCAUUGAAUCUGUUGACUUUACCUCCAACGCCGAUAUAUCAGCAAUUCCCCGCGCAUUCAGCUGAAAAAGGUCAAGUCCCUACUAGCCUUAAGCAAAUUCCGGAAUCGACUCUGGUCUCUUCAUCAAUCACUACCCUACCUUUACCUACUCAACCGAUAGAAAUCCCUUCUAAUGGACACAAGACAGAAGUGAGGAUGAAACCGAUAUCCAAAGUACCUGACUUGUAUCCACCUAUGCCAUCAUCUGCAAAAACCUAUCAAAGUGAUGAGACAAGAACUCGACAUCAUCAUCAUCAUCAUCGUGCUUCUUCACCUAGUCGUCGAUCUAAACCUACUUCAUAUUCAUCAUCUCGUCCUCAACGUUAUGAACAUUAUGAACCUAAAUCAAAAACGGAUGAAGAGAAUGAUGGGUAUCAUACUAGAAAAGUUAGGGAUUCAGAUUAUCGACGAAAUGAUACGAGAGAUUCACAAAUUAGAGAAUCUGAUCGAUCAAGAGGUCUUGAUCGAGACAGAGAAGAAAAAGAAUAUACAAGUAGUAAUGGUAGAAGAAGAAGAAAUGACAGAAGAAGUGAAAGUGAGGAAGAAAAUGAAAAUAAAGAGAUCUUGAAGAUGAAACGUAAAGAAGAAGAAAUGUAUGAUCAUGAUGAAAUCGAAUUAGAACAUGAAAGAAAGUAUAAAACUUCAAGAAAGUAUGAAGAAGAUGAAGAACAAGAAGAAGAAGAGGAAGAAGAUGAGGAUGUGGAUGAUCGUCAUCGCUUUAGGUCUAGAUCGAAAAAUGGAUAUGAUAGACGUGGGAAUGGAGAACUUGAGGAAAGGAAUGGUAGAAGUUAUGGACGUUGA
Messenger RNA from Melampsora larici-populina 98AG31, 4818 nucleotides. RefSeq lists its product as uncharacterized. Bases 1 to 4818 code for a protein of 1605 amino acids. The transcript has 4 exons. The record is from RefSeq and is a predicted model, not a curated record. NCBI's taxonomy places the organism in Eukaryota, Fungi, Basidiomycota, Pucciniomycetes, Pucciniales, Melampsoraceae.